Molecule: messenger RNA, 231 nt
Organism: Caenorhabditis bovis
Lineage: Eukaryota; Metazoa; Nematoda; Chromadorea; Rhabditida; Rhabditidae
Source: the annotation of a GenBank genome assembly
AUGUGCUUAUUGAGCGUCAACAAGAAAUUCGAAAUGGAAAAGUAUUCAAGUUUGACGAAUCGCUAUCAAGUUCGAGAAUCGCUUAGAAGUUUGCGAGCAUUAUGGACUCCAGUUCGAAUGAUGCUGUUCGUUCAAAUCUAUUUCAUCGUCGGAAGUUUUCUCGUCUACACCAAUGAUUCACUUCAGGAAAUUCCGCGCGUAAUACUUAUAAUGGAGUGUAAUUCGAUAUAA